CCCCCACCAACCACCGUUGACCAUUCAUUUAUCUUGAUUUAUUUUAUUGUAUUGUAAUUGUAUUGAAUUGAAGUGAAGACGUUGUAUCGUACGCAACGUACGUGUGGCGCGUAUUUAUCAUAUCGUAAUUGUUAAUUCACACUAUUUGCCCUCAGUUUUUAAUGAUUAGUAUUUUAUCUCGCGUCAAGUAAUACUACAUAUUGAGCGCUGUUGACGCUUGUGGAAAUAAAAAGGCAUUCGUCGAGUAAAUUAAAUUAUAAACCCUACAAAAAUGAGCUACAGAGAUACGGAGGUUCAGCAAUGCACAUUGUUUCCGAGGCACAAAUACUGUGCUGCUGAUGAACAACGGGUAGGAUCCUACCUGCGAACACUAAUGAGUUUCGGCUCGAGUUCCUCGAUGUCCAUGCUGAGCUCGCUGAGCGCGUACCGGCGGCCACUGGACGUGCACUCAUACAGCCCCACGCCGGACGUCAAUGAGGUGUAUCCUGGACUCUACGUGGGGGAUGCGGUGGCCGCAAAAGACAAGGCGUUCCUCCGCCGAAUGGGCAUCACCUACGUGCUGAAUACCGCCGAAGGCAAGCGUUACACACAGGUGGAUACCGACCAUCUGUACUACCGGGACUGCCCGGGACUUCGCUACAAGGGCUUCCCGAUGAUGGACUUGCCCACCACCGACAUAUCCAAGUACUUCCACAUCGCUGCCAACUUUAUAGACGAGGGCAUUUCUAGAGGAAGUCGCGUGCUCGUCCACUGCUUCGUGGGCGUGUCCCGGUCAGCGACCUGCGCCAUCGCGUUCCUCAUGAUCAAGCGCAACAUGUCUCUCACCGAGGCGCUAGCCACCGUCCGCGCCCGCCGCGACAUCCACCCUAAUGAAGGCUUCCUCCGCCAACUCCAGCAGCUCGACAGGGACCUCCGCCUCCGCCUUCGCUGACCAAGAACCCCCUUAACCUACCACAGCCUCUCUUGUGACCUGAGGCUGCCGCAUCGCGUCCGGAGCCUCGACCGCUCCUAUAGCCAUCACUAUUAGCGCGAUUUUGGUCUUCGAAGUUUUAUUGUGAGUUUAAUGGAAUUUCGAACUGUUUUCAGUUUCAUAAAAUUUUAAUUAACCUUUUGAACGUUUUAUGUCAUAGGUCAUAAACAAUAUAAUCACGGGAACAAGCGAGAAAAUGUAGCUAGAUUAGUGGAUCUUAAUCUGGGGGCAAAACUAAUAUUGAAUGCAUGGGGUUGACACCUACGCUUAUCAAAGACCUGUAAGUGAGAUAAAAAAUCGAGUAUAAAAUCGAGUUUCCAACUUAGUCAAAGGGGUGCCUGUACUGAAAAGAUUGGGAACCACUGACCUAGCAUAUUUGAAUAUGUGAAGGUUGCUUUGAUAGUCUAUGGUAUAACACUUGUACAUAGCAUUUUGUCCAUGGCGCUCUGGACACGACUCUGAGAGUCUAGACAUGACACCAUAAGUGUUCUUAACGUUCAAAGGGUUAAUUACAGUCUACUUUAGGGAACCAUGCACUCUAUUUUUAGCAUUGAGGUAUAUGUACUACGUACUAGAGGCGACGUUGCCAAGCGAAAACACUGCACAUGCUGACAAAUGCGCGGGGUGGGGGGAGCGGCCAUUUACGCAUAGAGUAGGUCCAC
This is a messenger RNA of Leguminivora glycinivorella, 1632 nucleotides long. RefSeq names its product dual specificity protein phosphatase 13-like. Bases 272 to 931 code for a protein of 219 amino acids. The record is from RefSeq and is a predicted model, not a curated record. Gene Ontology annotation, molecular function: MAP kinase phosphatase activity; protein tyrosine/serine/threonine phosphatase activity. NCBI's taxonomy places the organism in Eukaryota, Metazoa, Arthropoda, Insecta, Lepidoptera, Tortricidae. Gene Ontology annotation, biological process: negative regulation of MAPK cascade; protein dephosphorylation. Gene Ontology annotation, cellular component: cytoplasm. The transcript is spliced from 5 exons.